GCAGCUCACUGUACCUGUAGUGUGGCUCGAAAAUAGGACAGUUGGAUAGCUAACACACUGAAAGAAAGCUAAAAACACAAGACUUUAUAUUUGUUAGGUUGCUCAGUUUCCUGACCUGAACAUCACAAGGGUAACCAGCUCGUACCACGGUCGCAAACUUUACCAUGGUCGGUGUUAAAGUGAUCGGGAGCGACCCGGACUUCCAGCCGGAGCUAGCGGCCGCCGGCUCCAGGCUCGCCGUGGUAAAGUUCACAAUGGCUGUGUGUCGGUCCUGUGUCAGAAUAGCUCCAGCUUUCAACAUGUUGAGUAACAAGUACCCACAGGUCGUCUUCCUUGAAGUAGAUGUUCACGUCUGUCAGGCGACAGCGGCAGCCAACAACAUCUCAGCCACACCAACUUUCUUGUUCUUCAGGAACCGGGUUCGGGUGGAUCAGUAUCAGGGGGCGGACGCUGCAGGUCUGGAGGAGAAGAUCAAACAGCAUAUAGAGAACGACCCAGGGAACAGUGAGGACUCCGACAUUCCAAAGGGAUACAUGGACCUCAUGCCAUUUGUCAACAAAGCCGGAUGCGAGUGCCUCAAUGAGAGUGACGACUGUGGCUUCGAUAGCUGCUUAAUCAAAGACGACUCCUACCUGGAGUCUGACUGUGAUGAACAGUUGCUGAUAACUAUCGCCUUCAACCAGCCUGUGAAGCUCUUCUCUAUGAAGAUACUGUCCUCAGACUUCACCCAUGCCCCUAAGGUGGUGAAGUUGUUCAUCAAUCUGCCUUGGUCGAUGGGUUUUGACGACGCCGAGCGGAGCGAAGCCACUCAGGCUCUGGAUUUGUCAGAGGAAGACUACAAAGAUGAAGGUUUGAUUCCUCUGCGCUACGUCAAGUUUCAGAACGUACAGAGUGUUACGAUGUUUGUCAAGUCAAACCAAGGAGAUGAGGAGACAACAAAAAUCAACUACCUGACAUUCAUAGGCACUCCAGUACAGGCGACCAACAUGAACGACUUCAAAAGAGUUGUGGGAAAGAAAGGAGAGAGUCACUGAGCAGGAGAACCAAGGCGAGAAUGAGAAGAAGAGGAAGACGAGGCUGCAGAUACAUCCAGGACUUUCCCUCUGCCAAAGCUGCCACAUAGCUCUGUUGUCACAGACACACACUCACACAAACACACAUACACAUGCACACAGCCUCCAGCUGACCUCCUCAAUCUCUGAAUGAAUUCUCCAUCUGUGGAGAGUUGGUCUAUAACUCAUUUGUAUUGUAAUUCUGAAGAAAAUCACUGUAAAUAAAACACAAUCCUUUUUCAAAGGGAUGUGCGUCAUGAC
Molecule: messenger RNA, 1313 nt
Organism: Chelmon rostratus (copperband butterflyfish)
Lineage: Eukaryota; Metazoa; Chordata; Actinopteri; Chaetodontiformes; Chaetodontidae
Gene: txnl1
Product: thioredoxin-like 1
Exons: 8
Coding region: 165-1034 (289 amino acids)
Source: RefSeq, a predicted model, not a curated record